AUGUCAGGGAUGAAGGUAGAAGAAGCUGGUGAUUUUGACUGGUCUUAUACAGAAGAGCCACACGCAGCCAGAAGGCUUGAGAUAAUACAGAAGUACCCAGAAAUCAAGAAGUAUUUUGGUAUUGAUCCGUCGUUCAAGUAUGUUGUGGUAGCAAUGGUAUUGGCUCAAUUUAGUAUUGCUUGGCUUUUACGAGAUUCUGACUGGCUUCUAAUUUGUCUCCAAGCUUACUGCACUAGUGGGACCUUUGGACACUCUCUUACAUUAGCAGUUCACGAAAUUUCACACAAUAUGGCAUUUGGUUGUGCUCAUCCCCUUGCAAACCGAUUAUUUGGAAUGGUUGCUAAUUUACCAAUGAUGAUACCUAUGUCAGUUUCGUUCAAAAAAUACCAUCAGGAGCAUCAUCGCUAUAUGGGUAUCACUGAGUCAUCUUUUGUUUUUAAAUUAUUCAGGACAUAUAUUUUAGGAUAUGACGUAUUGGACACUGAUGUACCAACGGUAUUUGAAACGCGAUAUUUCAAGCAUACUUUAGGGAAAUUGUUGUGGUUAUUUUUGCAGCCAGUAUUUUAUGGUACUCGGCCGUUUUUAAUCUAUCCCAAAGCUAUUACGGAUUUAGAAAUUCUAAACGCGAUUAUCCAAAUUAUGGUGGACUAUGUUGUAAUAACGUGUUUUGGUUGGAAGGCUUUUGCAUAUUUAUUCGUCGGGUUUCUCCUUGGUUCUGGUGUUCAUCCUCUUGCUUGUCAUUAUAUUUCAGAUCACUAUGUCUUCAGACGUGGUCAGGAAACUUACAGGUAG
Molecule: messenger RNA, 792 nt
Organism: Thelazia callipaeda (thelaziosis nematode)
Lineage: Eukaryota; Metazoa; Nematoda; Chromadorea; Rhabditida; Thelaziidae
Source: the annotation of a GenBank genome assembly